UUUAUUCGUAAAAGUAGAAAUAAGUAGAAGUGCGAGAAAAGAUAAGCAUCGUUCAAGAAUCGCAGCGUAGUGUGCUUACAAAAUAAAAAAUAAAAAUUGGAAACCGCAAUUAUAGUGGUUGCAUAUUAUAGAUAGACCUAUGUUUAUUUCUAUUUACGUGCAAUUCAGAUAAAUUAGUUUCUGAUAAGUGAUCAGAUUAAAGCAAAUUAGACGCAAUUUUCCUAUGGGCGAUUUGCGUGCUGUUGUCUGCCUUUAACGAUUGCCUGCACAACCAUUGGCAAGGAUGUUGUGCGGAAGUGAAAAGCGAUAAAAAAAAGCCGAGAAUACUUGCAAAAAAGUUAUGUGAAUAUAAGAGUAUUCAAACGAUUACUGCAAAGAACAGUAUAAAUAAAUACUUUUGUUAGAUAAAGUUAAGAAUUUAUAAAAAAUACGCCCAUAUAAACGAAACGUGAAUGCGUCAAACUAUUGCGUGUGUGUGAACUUUUGUACUUUUGCUGGAAACUUAAUCCAAUUGCUUUGCGGGCGGUGGUGAAUCCAACGUACCCACGCCUUUAACUAUAUCAUAGUCUGGCGUAUUUCCAAAAGUGUAUUUGUAUCUUCUUUUUUAUCAUAACUAUAUAUAUUGUGCUUAUAUAAAUGCGCUGAUAUUCUUCAAGUUAGUCUCCCGAAAACUGUUGCGAUGGAUUUUGUAAGCUUGAUCAAAUCAUCGUACGAUGAUUGCGGAUUAUUGUUCUCCGAAUCAUGGUACAAUAUGCUGAAAAUGGAAAUAAAAAUUAACGUUUACUUGUACAUAUGUGUCACGUUAUUGACGCUAAUCGUCAUUGGCUGGUACAUCUUCUACAAACGAUGGCAACAAAAUAAAGAACGACAGCUGAUGUUACAAGCACAAAUACGCGGUGCAUCAUCUAGCGCUGCCGGCGAUAUGACCGGCUUGCGUUUCCGUAAACGCGACAAGAUGCUCUUUUACGGUCGUCGAAUGUUGCGAAAAGUGAAGAACGUAUCUGGGCAGAUGUAUGGUGGACAGGGACGCAAACGGAAAGCAGUUAUGCGUUUUGCGAAGCGUAUUCUUCAGCUGCGCCGUGAAAACAUCCCAACGCUUCUGAAUACAGUAGAGCCACCGGCCGAGUAUUUGCAAGAGACAACUGAAGGCAGCGAUCGAGUGCCGCCUGACGCUCUCUAUAUGCUCCAAAGCAUACGCAUAUUCGGACACUUUGAAAAACCGAUUUUCCUUAAGUUGUGUAAACACACGGAAGUAUUGACGCUGGAGCCAGGCGAUUUUCUCUUCAAGAUUACUGACUCCGAUGACAGCGUAUUCAUUGUGCAAUCUGGUUUGGUGCAUGUUUUUAUUUCAAAUGCUGACGGCAGCACACUGUCGUUGAAAACAGUGAAGACGGGUGAAUCAGUAACGUCGCUAUUGAGUUUCAUCGAUGUGUUGUCAGGUAGUCCGAGCUACUAUAAAACCGUCACCGCUAAGGCAAUAGAAAAAUCCGUUGUUAUACGCCUACCAAUGCAGGCUUUCCAAGAGGUGUUCAAUGAGAAUCCCGACAUUAUGAUACGCGUCAUUCAGGUGAUUAUGGUGCGUUUGCAGCGUGUGCUCUUCACGGCACUGCGCACAUAUCUCGGUCUCAAUUCGGAGUUAGUGCAAAGCCAUAUGCGUAUUAAGAAAAGUGCUGGUGCCACAAUUUUAAAGACAUCACCUCUAUAUCGACGCUCCACACACCCAGAUGCAGUACAGCACUCAUUGUCAGACUUUAUGCCACCACCAGACAUGUUGGUCGACUUGGCGCAUGAGUCAGAACGUCAUUCGGGCAUACAAACUGCCUUGCCAAAUGCUCAGCCAGCGGGUAAUGGUAGUGCCAAUAGUGGAGGUGGCGCUACCGGUGGUGGACAAUCGACGCUGGCCAAUUCACGAGCAAACAGCAUUGGUAACUUAGUAACUCGUCGCUAUUCACUUAUACACGCGGAAGCGCUGGCGAAUGCCGCCAACGCAGAGUUGACCAGCUUACGCGGCUAUGCAUUGGACAGCUUCUUGCGUGAACUCGGCUUGCCGGAAGACGAUCGCGCAUUUAUUGAUCCAUUUGUGGAGCUGGACGAAGUGGAGGCGAAUAUUGCGUUGAUCAACGAAGGAAGUAUGGAUGAUAUCUGUGUUUGGAUUGUGCUCACUGGCGCUCUGAACGUGUAUCAAAGCAACGUGGAUGUCACACGUACAGUAAAGACUGAAAACGCCGAUGUGUUUAUUUACACAGUGCACCCAGGGGAAAUCGUUGGCGGACUGGCGAUACUUACUGGCGAGGCAAGCAUGUACACUAUAAAAACAAAAUAUAUAACUCGACUAGCUUACAUACGACGUCCUGGCAUUUAUGCAAUAAUGCGUGAGCGUCCUCGCAUUGUACUUGAUCUCGGUAAUUGUGAAGUGCGUCGUCUCUCGCCUCUGGUUCGUCAAUGCGAUUACGCGUUCGAUUGGGUUUUCCUUGAGUCUGGGCGUGCCGUCUACCGACAGGAGGAGAAUAGUGAUAGUACUUACAUCGUGCUCAGUGGGCGUAUGCGUUCUGUGAUAACGCAAUCUAGUGGCAAAAAAGAAAUAAUCGGCGAGUACGGCAAAGGUGAUCUUGUGGGACUGGUGGAGAUGAUAACGGAGACUUGUCGUACAACGACUGUGAUGGCUGUGCGCGAUACAGAGCUUGCCAAAUUGCCGGAAGGCCUUUUCAAUGCAAUAAAAUUGCGUUAUCCGAUUGUCGUGACAAAGCUGAUAAGUCUUUUAAGUCACCGUAUAUUGGGCACCAUGCAAACUCGGCAUGACAGCACAUCAGCACCCUUUGAGGCAAAUCCGGUAACACACAAAUACUCUACUGUAGCGUUAGUGCCGGUUAGCGACGAUGUGCCGUUAACAGCGUUCACCUACGAACUUUACCACUCGUUAUGCGCAAUUGGCCCCACUUUGCGUCUUACAUCAGAGGUGGUUCGCAAACAGCUCGGCAUGCACAUAUUCGAGCCGAGCAAUGAAUAUCGUAUGACCUCUUGGCUAGCACAACAAGAAGAUCGCAACACCAUCACUCUGUAUCAGUGUGACUCAUCGCUCAGCGCUUGGACACAACGUUGCUUGCGGCAAGCGGACGUCGUACUUAUCGUGGGACUUGGAGAUCAUACGACGACGGUCGGUAAAUUUGAACGUGAAAUCGAUCGUCUUGCAAUGCGCACACAAAAAGAGCUCGUACUGCUAUAUCACGAAUCGAGUACUACGAAACCGAAGAACACACUGCAAUGGCUGAAUGUCAGGCCAUGGGUCACCAAACAUCAUCACCUGCAGUGUCCAAAGCGCAUGUUUUCGCGCAAGAGCCAAUAUCGCAUUAAUGAUUUGUACAGCCGCGUUCUAAUGUCCGAGCCGAAUAUGCAUUCGGAUUGUUCGCGCCUGGCACGUUGGCUAACUGGCAACUCCAUCGGUUUGGUUUUGGGUGGUGGCGGUGCACGCGGUGCUGCACAUAUUGGCAUGUUGAAAGCCGUGCAAGAGGCUGGCAUACCGGUAGAUAUGGUGGGUGGUGUUAGCAUUGGCGCGCUAAUGGGUGCGCUGUGGUGUUCCGAUCGGAAUGUUACAACGGUUACACAGAAAGCGCGUGAAUGGUCAAAGAAAAUGACAAAAUGGUUCCUGCAAUUGCUUGAUCUCACUUAUCCGAUUACAUCGAUGUUCUCUGGACGAGAAUUCAAUAAAACCAUUCACGAGACAUUCGGCGAUGUUGUCAUCGAGGAUUUAUGGAUUCCGUAUUUUACACUAACGACUGAUAUUACCGCAAGCUGCCAUCGCAUACACACAAAUGGAUGUUUAUGGCGCUAUGUGCGUGCAAGCAUGUCCAUAGCGGGCGUCUUUCCACCGUUUUGCGAUUAUAGAGACGGUCAUUUACUACUCGAUGGUUGUUACACCAAUAAUGUGCCAGCUGACGUAAUGCAUAAUUUGGGCGCUGCACAUAUUAUUGCAAUCGAUGUGGGCUCCCAGGAUGACAUGGACUUGACGAAUUAUGGCGAUGACUUAUCUGGUUGGUGGUUGCUGUACAAGAAAUGGAAUCCCUUCACAACACCGGUGAAGGUGCCUGACUUGCCCGACAUACAAUCUCGUUUAGCGUAUGUUUCGUGUGUACGCCAACUCGAGGAAGUGAAAAAUUCUGACUACUGCGAAUACAUUCGCCCACCAAUUGACAAGUACAAAACGCUCGCCUUCGGCAGUUUCGAUGAAAUACGCGAUGUGGGUUACGUUUAUGGCAAAAACUACUUCGAUUCCAUGGCCAAGACCGGACGUUUGGGACGCUUUAAUCAGUGGUUCAACAAGGAGCCUUUAAAAAAGGAGAAUCAUACCUCGUUAAGCGAUUAUACAUUCAUCGAUUUGGCGCAUAUCGUUUGCAAAUUACCCGAGACAUACAUUAGCAAUGAACAAUUCCAACAAGGUUAUCUGUUUAGCGAAGACGAAGACUACGACGGCUAUAUUUCAGAGCCCUCCACAUACAAGCGGAUCAAAAUCAAGCGCACCGGCACUUCGUUGUCGCUCUCCGAAAAUGAGAUGGACUCAGAUAUCGAGGUUGAUUUGUCAUUGGCCAUACGGCAACAUCAUGCACAUCGUUCAAGGAGCACACCGCAUACCCCCGCCUCCGAAUCGCACACCGGCGGUGACCAAGUAGAUAACAAUGGCCGUGGCAGCAUUGUACGCUUUGAUGGUAGUGUACUUUUCAAAGGCAAUGGCGGCGGCGGUUCGCAAAUUAGUAUACGUAGUCGUGGCGGCAGUACUGAUUUUAUAACACCCUAUGAUGAGCUAAACAUUGAUGCUGUAGUUGAUGAGCUACCAUUAGAUCCGGUAGUGAUAAAGAAAGAGGAAAUAAAAAUCGAACAGACCGAAAUUGACGCAACAGCGACAACGCCUGUGAAAACCACUGAAACCCAAGUUAAGGAAGAAGAUCUUUGUACACCUACGCCGAGCAAUUCAAAUGCCAGUAUAGAUGCCUCCAUGAAAAGCACAUACACUUCAAAUGCUGAUUCUGCGACCUCCUCACUAGGCGUUAAUAUAAGUGACGCAGAAACAAUACCAACAACAACUACAUCUGCAUUAGAAAGCCCCUCUACGGCGACGUAAUGAAUGACUGCGAGUAUUUAGUUUCUAAGUAAUUAUUUAAGUAAUAGAGUGUGUAUGUGUCACGUGACUGUGAGUGCGAGAGGAAUGCAGAGAGAGGGUUUGUUUAGCUCACUUUCGUAGCUAUAACUUUACUGAACAGAAAAAAGUUGCCUAGAAAUAGGAAAAUUCUUAAAUUAAUUGAUUUUGGUGGUAAUAACUUUUUAAUUACUCUGAUGAAACCCUACUUGAAAACACUACUUAUGUAAAUAAUUCGAAUUAAUUGUUUCCGUCUUCUUCAAAAUAAAAUAUAUCGCACAUCAAGCUCGUAAUAUCCAACGACAAUAUUUCGACUCAUAAUAAUUAAGUUAAACGCUGUAGAAAUUUAUAGCAAACAUUUAAGUGUAAUUUUAUUUUUAAUUUUAUUUUAAUUGUUUUUCUUUUUUUUUAAGUUUAUAAGUUGUGGGUUCAUCUAAUACGUAUCGAGAUACAUUUAGUUAACGUAGAUAUUCACUUUUGAAUAAUUUGGAUUAGGAUAUACUACGUUACAUUCAUCAGCUGAAUUUUAAUUUCAAAUUAUUGUUAAAAGACAACUGCUGAAGUGCAACUUUUUGGCAUGAUGAUUCAAUGGUUUAUCAAUAUAAAUAUAUCCAUACUUUUGAAGUCACUUAAUGAACUACUUAUUUAUAUUGGCACUUUUAAGGAAAAUGUUUUGAUUUCUUGUAACAAAUUUUUCGUCAAUUCCGAAUGAGGCUUAAUAAAUACGAAUACUGAACCCCAGCGCACACGUGCAAGUGCAAGUGCAAAUCCGAAAAGCUCAAUAUAAGUUGUGUUCGCUGCACUCAAUAAUUACAAUAACAUUGCGACAUUUGAUGACCUCAGCUGAUUAGCAGCCGCAUUAUUUCGAGCGCAGAGCUUGUAGUGGAAACAUGGACCAUUUCUCUUUUCAUUUGAACUUAGUUUUACACUAUGAAUAAUGAAUAAAUAAAUAUCAAUUUAAUUGAAUUUAAUGUAAAUAAAUAUUAAACUUCAAUGUAGUAUUUAUGAAAUAAAAAAUUAUUUUCCCUCUUCCAUUUCCGCUCCGUAGUUAUUUAUACUGUGCUUGAUUAGCUAGAGAUGACAAUCAGAUUGCCAACAUUUCACUGGCAUUGACAUUGUUGCAGAACUUAUAUGGCAGAGUGUGACCCACAUUCAAGCUUUUCUCGGGUAAUUUUGCAUGACGUCAGCUUAGAGUAGCUUAAAUAACCAGCCUUUAUAACAGCAAUGAAAAGUUAGAUUAAAUUAAUCUGAAAUAUUUAUUUGCUAACAAACCCCUAAAAUGACGUCAUUUCAACAACUGAUUCGUCCACAUGCGUUUAGACCCUUUGGGCGAUAUGCGCAACCUGCUGCAAUUUCUGAACCGAAAAAAGAAAAUACCUACUUGUAAUAGUGUAAAGUUAAUAAAUAUUGAAAUUUGCGUUUUUGAAAUGCACUUGCACUUGCCCGUGUGCCAUAAAAGCACGUUGCUAGUAAGUUCAAAUUUUCAACGAUAAUACGUAAUCUCUACUUACAACGAUUUACGUGCAACUUGUGAUUGUAACGUAAAUAAUGACAGCAUUUGAUGCUAUGCAAUCCAUCGCUUAAAGUCUUUUUCAUUUACUUACUUUUAAAGUCGAAAUCACAUAAAAAAAUCAUAUUAGAAAUAGUCAUAGUGGAUUUAAACGAUUUUUGCGUUUUAGGUUUUGUAAGUACAUUUAUGUAUAUUUAAUAAUAUUUAGCAUUCAACUUAUGAAAAGAACUUUUGUAACUACUCUACUUCUACGAUAUUGUAAAUUGACGAGUGCACAAUUCAAAAACAUUUGACAGCAGUGUUAGAGUUUUUUUCCGUAAAAGUCUUCUAAUCGUAAGCAGUACUUUUAUGCGAAGAAUUUUGUCUAAAAUAAAAGCAGAUGCAAAGAAAA
Anastrepha ludens (Mexican fruit fly) is the source of this 7029-nucleotide messenger RNA. It is a transcript of the gene sws, whose product is annotated as neuropathy target esterase sws. Gene Ontology annotation, cellular component: endoplasmic reticulum. The transcript is spliced from 12 exons. Gene Ontology annotation, molecular function: phosphatidylcholine lysophospholipase A1 activity. Gene Ontology annotation, biological process: phosphatidylcholine metabolic process. The record is from RefSeq and is a predicted model, not a curated record. Lineage: Eukaryota; Metazoa; Arthropoda; Insecta; Diptera; Tephritidae. The coding region runs from base 680 to 5113 and encodes 1477 amino acids.